This is a messenger RNA of Scomber scombrus (Atlantic mackerel), 9713 nucleotides long. RefSeq names its product inositol 1,4,5-trisphosphate receptor, type 1b (gene itpr1b). Gene Ontology annotation, molecular function: inositol 1,4,5-trisphosphate-gated calcium channel activity; inositol 1,4,5 trisphosphate binding. The record is from RefSeq and is a predicted model, not a curated record. Gene Ontology annotation, biological process: calcium ion transmembrane transport. Gene Ontology annotation, cellular component: endoplasmic reticulum; membrane. The coding region runs from base 161 to 8353 and encodes 2730 amino acids. NCBI's taxonomy places the organism in Eukaryota, Metazoa, Chordata, Actinopteri, Scombriformes, Scombridae. The transcript has 58 exons.
CGCUCAGCCUGCCCUUACCUGGAGUUUCACUACCAUGGACUUAACCGAGGAUAGCGCUGUGGAAAUUAUCCUGUGCUGACCCACUUAUUCUCACCUUUCUUCCUCUCUAUCUUUGCCGCCUUCUUUCAUUCCUGCCAGGUGUAAUCUAACCUGAGGAACCAUGUCGGACAAGAUGUCCAGUUUCCUCCAUAUUGGGGACAUUUGUUCCCUCUAUGCAGAGGGUUCCACCAGUGGAUUUAUCAGCACUUUAGGGCUGGUUGAUGACCGUUGCGUGGUACAACCAGACACAGGCGACCUCAACAACCCACCCAAGAAAUUCAGAGACUGCCUUUUCAAACUGUGUCCUAUGAACCGAUACUCAGCACAGAAACAGUUCUGGAAGGCGGCAAAGCCUGGAGGCAGCAGCACCACUGACACACUCCUCCUCACCAAACUCCAUCAUGCUGCUGACCUGGAGAAGAAGCAGAAUGAGUCUGAGAACCGCAAGCUGCUGGGAUCAGUCAUCCAGUAUGGAAAUGUCAUCCAGUUACUGCACUUGAAAAGCAAUAAAUACUUGACAGUGAACAAGCGUCUACCUGCACUGUUGGAAAAGAAUGCCAUGAGAGUGACUCUGGACUCAGCGGGAAAUGAAGGAUCCUGGUUCUACAUCCAGCCCUUCUACAAGCUGCGGUCCCUGGGAGACAGUGUGGUGAUAGGAGAUAAAGUGGUCCUUAACCCUGUGAAUGCAGGACAGCCUCUACAUGCCAGUAGCCACCAGCUGGUUGACAAUCCAGGGUGCAAUGAGGUUAACUCUGUAAAUUGCAACACAAGUUGGAAAGUUGUUCUGUUCAUGAAAUGGAGCGACAACAAAGAAACUAUACUAAAGGGGGGUGAUGUAGUCCGGCUGUUCCACGCAGAGCAGGAGAAGUUCCUCACUUGUGACGACCACAGGAAGAAGCAGCAUGUGUUUCUUAGAACGACAGGCCGACAGUCUGCCACUUCCGCCACUAGCAGCAAAGCACUGUGGGAAGUAGAGGUGGUCCACCAUGACCCAUGUAGGGGAGGUGCAGGCUACUGGAACAGCUUGUUCAGGUUUAAACAUUUGGCCACAGGGUGCUAUUUGGCUUCAGAGAUGGGUGAGGUAAAUCCAGAUUUUGAGGAGGAGAGUGCUGAGCAGCGGUCAUCGCUGGAUGCAGAUAAUGAAGCGUUGCGGGGUCGUCUGCGAGCACCACAGGAGAAAAUCAUGUACACCUUGGUGCCAGUCCCAGACGGCAUGGACAUCUCUUCCAUUUUUGAGCUAGACCCCACCACUCUGAGAGGCGGGGAUUCCAUGGUGCCGAGGAGCUCCUAUGUGAGGCUAAGACACUUGUGCACCAAUACGUGGGUUCACAGCACCAACAACCCAAUCGACAAAGAAGAGGAGAAACCUGUUAUGUUACGAAUUGGAACAUCAGCAGUAAAAGAAGACAAGGAAGCUUUCGCCAUUGUACCAGUGCCACCAGCUGAAGUGCGUGAUUUAGACUUUGCCAACGAUGCCAGUAAAGUGUUGGCGUCCAUUGCCGGCAAGCUGGAAAAGGGUACCAUUACCCAAAAUGAAAGGAGGUUUGUGACCAAGCUUCUGGAAGAUCUAGUUUUCUUCGUGGUGGACAUCCCUAACAGUGGGCAGGAUGUUUUGGAGAUCAUGGUUAACAAGCCUAACAGAGAAAGACAAAAACUCAUGAGAGAGCAGAAUAUCCUGAAGCAGAUUUUCAAACUGCUCCAAGCACCUUUCACAGACAGUGGUGAUGGUCCCAUGCUGCGGCUGGAGGAACUAGGAGACCAGCGCCAUGCUCCUUUUAGACACAUUUGCAGGCUUUGCUACAGAGUGUUACGCCACUCUCAGCAAGAUUACAGGAAGAAUCAGGAAUACAUAGCCAAACAAUUCCGCUUCAUGCAGAAACAGAUAGGAUAUGAUGUGCUGGCAGAAGACACAAUAACAGCUCUACUCCACAACAACCGCAAGCUGCUGGAGAAACAUAUCACUGCUGCUGAGAUUGACACAUUUGUCACUCUAGUGAGAAAGAACCGGGAACCAAGGUUUCUGGACUACCUGUCGGAUCUCUGUGUGUCCAUGAGCAAGUCCAUCCCUGUGACACAAGAGCUCAUCUGCAACGCAGUGCUGGAUCCUAGCAAUGCUGACAUUCUCAUUGAAACUAAAUUGGUCCUGUCGAGAUUUGAGAUUGAGAUGACAGCAAAUGGAGAGAGUCCCGUGGAGGCAGAGGACGAGGAGGAGGUGUGGCUGUUCUGGAAAGACAACUGUAAGGAGAUCCGAAGUAAGAGUGUCCGAGAGUUGGCCCAGGAUGCAAAGGAGGGCCAGAAGGAGGACCAGGAAGUCGUCAGCUACUAUAGGUGCCAGCUGAACCUAUUUGCCCGCAUGUGUCUGGAUCGUCAGUACUUGGCCAUCAACAAGAUCUCUGGUCAGCUGGACGUGGAUUUGAUUCUGCGCUCUAUGUCUGAUGAGGACCUACCCUUUGACUUGCGGGCCUCUUUCUGCCGCCUCAUGCUGCACAUGCAUGUGGACCGUGACCCCCAGGAGCAGGUCACGCCUGUCAAAUAUGCCCGUCUUUGGUCUGAGAUUCCUUCUCAAAUCGCUAUCGAUGACUAUGACAAUGAUGGGACCACCAGAGAUGAGAUCAAAGAGCGAUUCUGCCUCACCAUGGAUUUUGUGGAGAACUACCUGAGAGAGGUGGUGUCACAAAACAUUCCCUUCUCUGACAAGGAGAAAAACAAGCUUACCUUUGAGGUAGUGAACCUGGCAAGAAACCUCAUAUACUUCGGUUUUUACAACUUUAGUGACCUGCUCCGACUGACGAAGAUAUUACUGAACAUUUUAGACUGUGUCCAUGUCAGCACCAUUUACCCCAUCAACAAGAUAGAGAAAGGAGAGGAAAACAAAGCUGGCAGUAAUGUAAUGAAGUCCAUUCAUGGAGUUGGGGAGCUGAUGACCCAGGUAGUGCUGCGAGGAGGUGGCUUGUUGCCCGCCACACCGACUCAUCAGCCAGAGGGAGAUGUGGUUAAAACCCAGACUGAACCAGAGAGAGAAGACAUCAUGGUCAUGGACACGAAACUCAAGAUCAUUGAGAUUCUACAGUUCAUUUUGAACGUACGGCUGGACUACAGGAUCUCCUGCCUGCUCUGUAUUUUCAAACGAGAGUUUGAUGAGAACAACCCACAAGGAGAUAACACUGCCAAUAAUGUCACAAGUCAGAUGCCAGGAAAUCUUGACUUUGAGAAUAUUGAGGAACAAGCAGAAGGGAUCUUUGGAGGAAGUGAGGAGAACACUCCACUAGACCUGGAUGACCACGGUGGUCGUACCUUCCUAAGGGUCCUGCUACACCUCACAAUGCAUGACUACCCACCUCUCGUAUCUGGAGCACUUCAUCUGCUCUUCAGACAUUUCAGCCAGAGACAGGAAGUCCUCAUGGCCUUCAAACAAGUCCAGCUGCUUGUGACCAGUCAGGAUGUUGAUAACUACAAGCAGAUCAAGUCUGACCUGGAUCAGCUGCGAUCUAUUGUGGAGAAGUCUGAACUGUGGGUCUACAAGAGGCAGGGAGAAGAUGGGAUGGACGGAGAUGGACCUUCAGAGUCUGAUAGCAAAAAGAAGGGAGAUUCACCUGGUUCAGACAAAAAGAAGACAGAAAGCACCAGUAGUUACAACUACAGGGUUGUAAAAGAGAUCCUGCUGCGUCUCAGUAAGCUAUGCGUCCAGGAGGGAGCAUCGGGGAAGAAGAGUAAGAAACAGCAGCAGAGGCUGCUGAGGAACAUGGGAGCCCACAGCGUGGUGCUGGAGCUCCUACAGAUCCCCUAUGAAAAGGGCGAGGAUGUCCGAAUGCAGGAAAUCAUGAAACUUGCUCAUGAGUUUCUGCAGAAUUUCUGUGCAGGAAACCAACCAAAUCAGACUCUUCUCCACAAGCACAUCAACUUGUUUCUUAAUCCAGGGAUUCUAGAGGCAGUCACCAUGCAGCACAUCUUCAUGAAUAACUUCCAACUGUGCAGUGAGAUCAACGAGCGUGUGGUUCAACACUUCGUCCACUGUACUGAGACUCAUGGUCGACAUGUCCAGUAUCUCAAGUUCCUGCAGACCAUUGUGAAGGCUGAGAACAAGUUCAUCAAGAAGUGUCAGGACAUUGUCAUGGCUGAGCUUGUGAACUCGGGCGAGGACGUCCUGGUCUUCUACAACGACCGUGCUUCCUUCCAAACACUAGUCCAAAUGAUGCGUUCAGAGCGGGAUCGUAUGGAUGAAAACAGCCCUCUAAUGUAUCACAUCCACCUGGUAGAACUGCUUGCUGUCUGCACAGAGGGCAAGAACGUCUACACUGAGAUCAAGUGUAACUCCCUGUUGCCCCUGGAUGAUAUUGUGCGUGUCGUCACCCAUGAAGACUGUAUCCCUGAGGUGAAGGUUGCCUAUAUCAACUUCCUGAACCACUGCUAUGUUGACACAGAGGUGGAGAUGAAGGAGAUUUAUACAUCCAACCACAUGUGGAAGCUGUUUGAGAACUUCCUGGUGGACAUUUGUAGGGUGUGCAACAACACCAGUGACAGGAAGCAUGCGGAUACCAUGCUGGAGCGUUAUGUAACUGAGACAGUCAUGAGCAUUGUCACAUGUUUCUUCAGCUCUCCUUUCUCUGACCAGAGCACUAGCCUGCAGACUCGUCAGCCGGUGUUUGUACAACUGCUACAGGGAGUGUUCAGGGUAUACCACUGUAACUGGCUUAACCCUGUUCAGAAAGCCUCAGUAGAGGCUUGUAUUAAAGUACUCUCAGACGUGGCCAAGAGCAGAGCCAUUGCCAUCCCAGUGGACCUGGACAGUCAGGUCAACAACUUGUUUGUCAAGUCCAAUAAUGUCGUGCAGAAGAGCAUCCUUAACUGGAGACUAUCGGCUAAGAGCACCAACCCCAGACGGGACUCCGGCAUGACUACCUCCAAAGACUACAGAAACAUCAUUGAGAGGCUACAGGACAUAGUGUCAGCACUGGAGGACCGCCUUCGGCCGCUGGUCCAAGCUGAGCUCUCGGUGCUCGUGGAUGUCCUGCAUCGUCCAGAGCUGCUCUUCCCCGAGAACACAGAAGCCCGCAAGAAAUGUGAAAGUGGUGGAUUCAUAUCAAAACUGAUUAAACACACUAAGCAGUUGCUGGAAGAGAAUGAGGAGCGUCUGUGCAUCAAAGUACUGCAAACACUGAGGGAAAUGAUGACAAAAGACCGUGGCUAUGGGGAGAAGGGAGAAGCUCUGCGACAGAUCUUGGUUAAUCGAUACUAUGGGAACUUCAAAACGGGACAGAGGAGAGAUAGCCUUACGACCUUCAGCAACGGCCCACUCACACCUGGAGCACAAGGAAAAACACCUACAGUUGUCAGCUCCGGGGUUGGAGGUCGAGGGGAGCUGAGUUUGGCAGAGGUCCAGUGCCACCUGGACAAAGAAGGGGCUUCUGAUCUCGUCAUUGACCUCAUCAUGAACGCUACCAGUGACCGGAUCUUUCAGGAGAGCAUACUGCUAGCCAUCGCUCUACUGGAGGGCGGGAACACGGUCAUCCAGCGGUCAUUCUUCCAUCGUUUAACGGGGGACAACAAGUCUGAAAAAUUCUUCAAGGUGUUUUAUGAGCGCAUGAAGCUGGCCCAGCAAGAGAUCAAAGCCACUGUGACAGUCAAUACUAGUGACCUGGGUAGCAAGAAGAAGGAUGAGGAGCCACCAGACAAAGACACACCAGCGCGCAAGAAAGUCAAAGAUGUGCCCGUGGUGGCAGUGGUGACCGAGGAGGUGAAAGAGCAGCUAGUGGAGGCUUCUGUUGUCACCAAGAAGGCCUUCACGACCUACCGCCGCGAGGCUGAAGCCGAAGAGCACCAAGCAGCCGCCGAUGGCACCCCUGUCCCCACUGCUGAUAAGAGCCAGGAGGAAGGGGAGAUGAGCGUUAUUAUUACCAUCAUGCAGCCCAUCUUACGCCUGAUGCAGCUGCUCUGUGAGAACCACAACAGAGAUUUGCAGAACUUUCUGCGCAACCAGAAUAACAAGAACAACUAUAAUCUGGUAUGUGAGACGCUGCAGUUCCUUGACUGCAUCUGCGGCAGCACCACUGGGGGUCUGGGGCUGCUGGGGCUUUACAUCAAUGAGAAGAACGUAGGACUCAUCAACCAGACUGUGGAAAGCCUGACGGAGUACUGCCAAGGUCCCUGUCAUGAGAAUCAGAACUGCAUUGCCACUCAUGAAUGCAACGGUAUUGAUAUCAUCAUCGCUCUCAUCCUCAAUGACAUCAACCCCCUAGGCAAGAAGAGGAUGGACCUGGUGCUGGAACUCAAAAAUAAUGCCUCCAAGCUUCUACUUGCUAUCAUGGAGAGUCGACAUGACAGUGAGAACGCUGAGAGGAUACUGUACAACAUGAGGCCUAAAGAGCUGGUGGAAGUAAUCAAAAAGGCAUAUAUGCAGGGUGAGAUAGAGGUGGAGGAGCCGCAGGAGGGUGAGGAUGAAGAAGAGGAGCACGCUGCAUCUCCUCGCAACGUUGGUCAUAAUAUCUACAUCUUGGCACAUCAAUUGGCUCGUCACAACAAGGAACUGCAGGCCAUGUUGAAACCAGGGGGGACGUACGGCGAGGGUGACGAGGCCCUUGAGUUUUAUGCCAAACACACAGCUCAGAUUGAGAUUGUACGUCUGGAUCGCACCAUGGAGCAGAUAGUCUUUCCCGUGCCCAACAUCUGCGAGUUCCUCACCCAAGAGUCCAAGCUGCGUGUCUACUACACCACAGAGCGGGAUGAGCAAGGCAGCAAGAUCAAUGACUUCUUUCUGCGCUCUGAGGACCUCUUCAAUGAGAUGAACUGGCAGAAGAAGCUGCGAGGUACUCAAGAGGCUACUGGUGACGCAAACACAGUUCCCUCUCAGCCUAUCCUCUACUGGUGCUCCAGGAACAUGUCAUUCUGGAGCAGCAUCUCCUUCAACCUGGCUGUACUCAUGAACCUGCUUGUGGCCUUCUUCUACCCUCUGGAGGGUGUCCAUGGAGGUACCCUGGAGCCUCAUCUAUCUGCCCUGCUGUGGAUGGCCAUGCUGGUUUCAUUAGCCAUUGUCAUCAUCUUGCCUCAGCCUCACGGCAUCCGAGCGCUCAUUGCCUCCACCAUCCUGCGCCUGAUCUUCUCUGUGGGCUUAGAGCCCACAUUGCUGCUGCUGGGAGGUUUCAAUCUAUGUAAUAAAGUCAUAUUCCUGACGAGCUUCGUCGGGAACCGUGGAACAUUCACACGUGGUUACAUAGCCAUGAUCAUGGAUGUGGAGUUCCUGUACCACCUGCUCUACCUGAUUAUCUGCUCCCUGGGGGUCUUCGUCCAUGUCUUCUUUUACAGCCUGCUGCUCUUUGAUCUGGUUUACCGAGAAGAGACCUUGCUCAACGUAAUUAAGAGUGUGACCCGCAAUGGCCGCUCCAUUGUUCUGACAGCCGUGCUGGCUCUUAUCCUCGUCUACCUCUUCUCCAUUGUGGGCUAUAUCUUCUUCAAAGACGAUUUCAUUUUGGCUGUGGACAGGAUACCCAACAAAACACUAGAACAUGGAGCCAGUAUGGUGGGAGAGUUCUUCUCUGGUGGAGCGUGUCAGAAAGAAAAUGGAGAGAACUGUUCAGCAGAAGCCGUGAUGGAUGCUUCCCUUGCCAUCCAGCCAUCAGCAGUGGUGAUAGAGGACAAGGAGCGAUCAUGUGACUCCCUGCUGAUGUGCAUUGUCACAGUAUUGAGUCAUGGCCUAAGGAGCGGAGGAGGUGUUGGGGACGUCCUGAGGAAGCCAUCAAAGGAGGAGCCCCUUUUUGCAGCCAGAGUGAUCUACGACCUGCUCUUCUUCUUCAUGGUUAUUAUCAUUGUCCUCAACCUCAUCUUUGGUGUUAUCAUCGACACGUUUGCUGACCUGAGGAGCGAGAAGCAGAAGAAAGAGGAAAUACUGAAGACAACAUGUUUUAUUUGCGGUUUGGAGAGAGACAAGUUCGACAAUAAGACUGUUACCUUUGAAGAACACAUCAAAGUUGAGCACAACAUGUGGCACUACCUGUUCUUCAUUGUCCUGGUGAAGGUCAAGGAUUCAACAGAGUACACUGGCCCAGAGAGCUAUGUGGCUGAAAUGAUCAGGGAGCACAACUUGGACUGGUUCCCACGGAUGCGGGCCAUGUCCUUAGUCAGCAGUGACGCAGACGGGGAGCAGAACGAAAUCAGAAGCCUGCAGGAGAAACUGGAAUCCACCAUGAAACUGGUGUCGAACCUCUCGGGCCAGCUGACCGAGCUCAAAGAACAGAUGACAGAACAGAGGAAGCAGAAGCAGCGAAUCGGCCUGUUGGGACAUCCUCAGCACAUGAACGUUAACCCCCAGCAGCCUGCGUAAGGUCAACUGACACAGCCCUGAAGCAGCUCAGCGUCGGCUUUGUGUGUGGACUCAGAGGUUGCACAUGAUGUAUACUGCACUGAGUGUGAGUGUCACUUGUAACUGUAGGGAAACACUGUAACAUAGGUAGUCAUAAGACGAUCUCUACCCCACGCACGUGUUGCUCCGAACAGUAACACUCGCUCACCAUGUUCUGUUCAGUCCAGUUGGAAUUAGUGCCAAAUGUUUUCUAUAUAGAGAUAAAUUGAGGGUUUUUCAACACAUGGCCUUUACUGGUUCAACCUGAAAACAGGACAAAGCUGACUGGACAGGAGGAAUUAGUCCCAUCAUUUGUUUAUCUUUUUUUUUUUUUUUUUUUUUUUUUUUUUAUAUUUUCUAUUUAUAUCUCUGGCAUAACAAGCAGUAUUUAAUGUCUUUUUGUUUGUAUGUCGUGCAAUAUAUAAACUUAAAUAUGCAACCUCACUGGUGUGUGGAUUUAAGUUCCCUAAAUCAUGUCUUAUUUGAAAGCGUGGGAAAAUGUUUUUGUCUCUACUUAAUCGUCACAGGAUAAAAUAGGGAGUUGUUGGUUGUAUUUACUUACGCAAAUAUAGAGAUAAUAUUUAAUAAGCUGGCCUUCUUAAUUUUCUUUUUGUAUUUUGUUUUAUUUCUUGAAAAAUGUGCAUAUUUCUUGAGUGUCAAAUGCACUCAAUACACAUAGUAUAUUGUGUGAGAGCAAUAUAUACAGAUAGAUUAUUUCACCUGUGUAAAUCCAACUGUGUCAUACUCAGUGAUAACUUAUUUUAUGAUUUAUUUAAUUGGGGUCUAAAAGACAUUUAGAAUGUUUGACUUGUCAGUCAAAUAUACUGCAUUACUGCUUCAGAGUCACUCAUGCUAUUACGGUUUGCUCAGGAGUUGUGUCACUUUUACUGGAAUAAAUGUAACGAGCAUCACUUCUCUUGUUCUGCAGCAAACAUGUUCCAUUUGUGCCUGUUUUUCUGUCCUCAUUUAAAGUCUGAUACACGUUUGCAGCUUGUCGCUCAUGUUUACUAAAAUGUUUUAGUAAGUCUUCAUGAUACUGUUAGAAUUCUCUUUUUUUAAUACUAUGUGUACAUAAAGUUUGUUGCUUACCUUUGCUUUUGUAUAGAAAAAUGGGAUGGAGAAAAAAGAACUAUUUCUCAAAAUGAAUGUUAAGAUUAAUUAAAAAAUCUAAGCACUGUCAAUUUGUAUAUUAAAGUAGAAUUAUUUAUUAAAAUUGAUGUAAUUAUCCUUUACUUUGUGUACUCUGUUUAUUGCUAAAGUGAUAUAAUAGGGUAAUUAUAUGAUAAUGAGGAAUUAUCCCUUUUAAAGUAAUCCAUUAGUGUGUUUUGUUGUUAAAAAUGUG